Messenger RNA from Drosophila kikkawai, 3248 nucleotides. RefSeq names its product sodium/potassium-transporting ATPase subunit alpha. Gene Ontology annotation, molecular function: P-type sodium:potassium-exchanging transporter activity; nucleotide binding. Lineage: Eukaryota; Metazoa; Arthropoda; Insecta; Diptera; Drosophilidae. Gene Ontology annotation, cellular component: plasma membrane. The record is from RefSeq and is a predicted model, not a curated record. Gene Ontology annotation, biological process: proton transmembrane transport; intracellular potassium ion homeostasis; intracellular sodium ion homeostasis.
CACGUCGAAAACACAGCUCCACAAAUUGCCUAGAGUUUUCCGUAAGCAUGGGGAACUGGGGCAAGCAGCUGUGGAAACGGAAAUGUAGGUGUAACCUACGGCGAACGUGGACGUGCAAGGCCAAAACCAAAAACAGAAAGUCCAACGAACGCACGGAGAACGAACUGUGGCAGGAGUACUACGCCCCUUAUCUGCACUUUUUGUCCUUCUCGGAAAUCUAUUCGCGACUGGAGACGAGUCCCUCCGAGGGACUCACUGAAGAAGUGGCCACCACAAAACUGAAGCGCAACGGGAAGAACACUUUGCCGAUCCCCCCGAAGCCACAUCUCUUGCUUGUGAGAUAUCUUUGUUACUGCUUCAGCGUCAUAGGCGUAAUCCUACUGCUUUCCGCCUUCGUCUGCUUCUUCCUGCACUAUUAUGCGAUUAUAACGCAGCCAAAAAAAAUGCACAAUCCGAAAUAUCUGCUGGCGGGCUGGAUCUUGCUCAUUAUCUUCUUUCUCGCCGGGCUCAUGCCCGUCCUGCAUGAGGAAGACAACACAGCGCUGCUGGAGUCUAUUGAUGAGACGAUGCCCAUGUUCUGCACUGUGAUCCGUGAGGGUAACAAGGAAAUCAUCCUCACCCAGGACGUGGUGAUCGGCGACAUAGUGCCGAUCAGUUAUGGUCAGCGGUUGCCGGCGGACUUGAGAUUCAUUACUACCUCUGGCUUGGAGGUGGACAAUGUGGCUCUUACAGGCUCAUCGGAGCCCUGGCAAAUCUUUCCCUUAGCAAGUGACGAAAAGCAGAUAUUCUCAUGGAUUUCCGGCAAUGUGGGAUUUGCCGGCACGCAUGCGACUAAGGGGUAUGGUCUGGGGGUGGCCAUUGCGUGCGGAACGAAAACUGAAGUCGGAAAGAUGAUGGAACUCAGCUACAAGGAGCGGGCUGAGAGUCGGGUGAGCCUGCAUCUAAGACAGGUUGGCUUUUAUAUGCUCGCUAUAGUCCUCAUGUGGCUUUUAAUGGGUAUCUCUUUUGUUCAUCACGAUGCCUCAUUCAUUCACCUGGAAAUCUACAUCACCUUCAUAAUUGCCCUGACUCCCUUGUAUCUGCCCUUUAUCCUCUUUUGGGGCAUGAGAACGACAAGAGAUCUGAUGCAGGAUAGCCAGUGUUACGCAAGGAACCUGGAGGCCACCAGCACAGUGGGCCUAACCACGGUUGUUAUCACCGAUAUGACCAGGACAAUAACCAAGCGGUGGAUGCGGGUGACGGAGAUCUUUGUGGACAUGGAGCUGCUAAGUGCCGAGAGCGCGAAUGUAAAUGAACUGGGUCCGCGUUUCAUUGAGCUGAUCCAAGCCUCGGUCCUGUGCAACGAUGCGGUCAUUAAUUCGGGUAACAUCGGUGUGCCGAAGGAGAAAAAGAGCAUGUACGGCAACUAUCUGGACAUAGCGAUGCUCAGGUAUGGCCUGCUUACCCUGCCCGAUGUCAACCAGCUGCGGCGGGAUCACGAGAUGGUGGCCAACAAGGCGUUCACCUCGGCGGAUCGUGUCCAGGUGACGGUGCACAGGACCUACGGCGCCGACGGGGAGCUGAAGCUCAUCCUGCUAAUGAAAGGGCACUGCGACACGGUGCUUCGCCACUGCUCAACCUUCACCGUGCGCGAUGAGGAGAUCCCGCUGGACGAUGAGCUGCAGGACAACAUUCUCAACCUGGCGGAGGGGCUGCUGGUGGGGGGUCGUCAAGUGCGAGCCUUUGCCUUCAAGGAGCUGAGAAACCAAUUGGAGCUUCGGAGAAUCUCGCAGGUGUACAGUGGCGGGGGCAGGGAGUUCCGGGAUUACCUGGCAGUGGACACCUUCUCGCUGAGACUCCUCGGCUUAAUAGCCACCUACACUCCUCCGCGGUCUACCAUUCCCAAGGCGGUGGCCAGAUGCCGAUCGGCGGGCAUCAAGUUGAUCCUGGUCACCAGUCAUGACCAAUACUUGGCACGGGCUAUGGCCUCGGAGGUCGGCCUUAUGUCGCCUCACAUGGAUGAGAUUAAGACGGGUCGAAGACUAUCAGACUAUCGAAAUUUCAGACCCACGGAAAUUGUAGAUAUGUUGGAAUAUGCCGAUGAGAAGGACCACCACCAGCGCUGGUACAUCGAGCAGUUGCUCCUCAACCAACGCGAUUUGGUGUUCGCCAACACGGAGCCGGAGCAGCUCCAUUGGAUCGUGGAAGUCUGCCAGGGUCAGGGAGCGGUGGUCUCAGUCAUCGGAGGGUCCCUCCACGACACUCCAGCUCUAAGGAGCGCCAAUGUGGGCGCCGCCAGGCUCGGAUGCGCCCCCAUAUGCGAGAAUAGUGCAGAUCUCGUUCUGCUGGACAGCUCCUUCGCCACCUUGUCCAGGGCCAUCGGAAUAAGCCGGCUGUUCUUCGAGAACCUUAAGAAGGCCUUGGCCUAUUGCCUGGCCACCAACACGGUCUGGAUAAUAAGUUUACUCGCCUUCUUUACGCUCCGGAUUCCCCUGUUGUUUAAUAUGAUUGAUAUUAUCAUCGUUUCCGUGUUUGUGAACCUGAUUCCUGCCUUGGCGCUGCUCUAUGAGUUUCCAGAGGAAAAUCUGAUGCAACAGAAGCCCAAGGUUUACGAUGACUGCCUGCUCAAUAGUCGCCUGCUCUUUGUGUCGCACAUCCUGGUGGGGACCAUCGAGGCAGCCGCUGUUCUCAUGACCUACAUAAUGUUCAUGGUGGAGAGAGGAUUUUUGCUCACCACCCUGGUAGGUCUGCAGUACCAAUGGCACGACGAGACGGUCAACGACCUCACGGACUCCUACGGCCAGGAAUGGAGCAGCGUCGAGCGCAAGCAACUGGACUGCCAGGUGUCCUCCCUUUGCCUGAUGGCCAUCGUUGUGAUGCAGUGCACCAAUCUGGUGUUGAACAAGACCGGACGUGCCAACCUGCUGGAGCACGGUUUCGGCAACUUGCAAAUGAAGCUGGCGGCUGCGUAUUUGAUUGCGGUCUGCAUCCUGCUGUGGUGGAUGGACCCCACAUGUUGCCUGCACCUGAAGGGAGCCAAAUAUCUGGAUAUACUUACCUUCCUUUGGGUCAUCUUCCCCUUUGUGCCUAUGAUGGUGUUCCUCGAGUCCACUCGCAGGUACUUUCUGCGAAUGUUUCCAGAUAGUUGGCUGGAGAGGGCCACCAUGUUUUGAGAGGUCAUCUGUUUAUAUAUAUAAAAAAAAAGCAAAACUGAAGAUGUUUGAACCAAAAAGAUAAUAGCUAAAAAAUAACCAUUUAUAUUUAAUAAA